Molecule: messenger RNA, 3857 nt
Organism: Nannospalax galili (Upper Galilee mountains blind mole rat)
Lineage: Eukaryota; Metazoa; Chordata; Mammalia; Rodentia; Spalacidae
Gene: Tnfaip2
Product: TNF alpha induced protein 2
Exons: 12
Coding region: 161-2194 (677 amino acids)
Biological process (GO): exocyst localization; exocytosis
Cellular component (GO): exocyst
Molecular function (GO): SNARE binding
Source: RefSeq, a predicted model, not a curated record
UGGGGGAUCAGCCUGAGCCUUGGCCUCCGCCCGCGGGUUUUCCGCGGUUGCGGCUGGUGGGGCAGGCGGAGCCAGGGCGGAGCCAGUGACUAUUUCAGGCCGUGCCGGGCCAGGGUCAGGACAGAGGCGUCCUGUCCCGACACAGCCCUGAGCCAGGGUGAUGCUGAAGAUGAUGACCUUCUUUCAAGGGCUUCCUGGCCAGCAGUCUUUGCUGGGGACCCUGGACCCUGGACUGUCUGAGGCAGAAUCAGAGGCUUCCAUGUCAGAAGCCUCCUCUGAGGACCUGAUACCACCCCUGGAGGCUGGGGUGACUCCAGAUGGGGAGCAGGAAGGGACUUCAAAGAAGAAGAAGUCAAAAGGACUGGCCAACAUGUUAAGCGUCUUCAUCAAAGGAAAGAAGAAAAAGGAUCAGCCCAGAUCAUCAGAAACUGAGGUCAAGUCCAAGGCCCGGCCAGAGCUGGAAGGACCACCACCCACAGUGGAGGAGCUGAAGGCGGCCCUGGAGCGCGGGCGUCUGGAGGCGGCGCGGCCAGUGCUGGCGCUGGAGCGGGAGCUGGAGGCGGCGGCGGCGGCGGGUGGCACCAGCGACGAGGAGCUGGUGAGGCUGCAGAGCAAGGUGGAGGCGCUGUACGUGCUGCUGCGGGACCAGGUGCUCGGCGUGCUGCGCCGGCCGCUGGACGCGGCUCCCGAGAGGCUGCGCCAGGCGCUGGCCGUGGUGGCCGAGCAGGAGCUGGAGGACCGUCGCGCGGCGGCCGGGACCAGGGCGGCUGCGCUGGUGGACACGCUGUGGCGCGGCGGCGUGGAGGAGGUGGCGGCGGAGCGCCUGGGCGCGCGGCCCGCGGGGGUCCCCGCCGGGCUCUCGGAGGCCGAGAGCAGGUUCCUGCACAUGGGCCGCACCAUGAAGGCGGACCUGGAGGCAGUGGUGGAGCGUCUGAAGCCACUGUUCCCCGCGGAGUUCAACGUGGUGCACACCUACGCGCAGAGCUACCACCAACUCUUCGCGGCCCACCUGGACACCUUGGCGCAGUUCGAGCUGUGUGAGAGGGACACCUACUUGCUACUGCUCUGGGUUCAGAACCUCUACCCCAAUGAUAUUCUGAACAGCCCUAAGCUGGCCCAGGAGCUGCAGGGUAUCAGGCUUGGGAGCCUCCUGCCCCCUAAGCAGAUUAAGUUGCUGGAGGCCACGUUCCUGUCCAACGAGGUGGCCAAUGUGAAGUUACUGAUGAACCGAGCCUUGGAACUGGAGUCUCAACGCUGGGCCCAGGAUGUGGCCCCCCAGAGGCUGAAUGGCUACUGCCACUGUGAGCUGGCCAUUGACAUCAUUCAGAUCAUCUCCCAAGGCCAGACCAAAGCUGAGAACAUCACCUCUGACAUGGGGAUGCAGAUAAAGCAGUUGCUGCUGGUGGAGCUGGCUUCGAUGCUGAGGAGCUACCAGCACAUCUUUGAUGAAUUUCUGGAGAAAAGCAAACUGCUGAAAAAUUAUAGGGCCAACAUCAUCGCCAACAUCAACAACUGUCUGUCCUUUCGGACAUCCAUGGAGCAACAGUGGCAGAUACCGCAGGAUUCCCCGAGCCACCUGAUGGACCCCCUGAAAGAGCUCAAGGCUCACGGUUUUGACACCCUGCUCCAGAGUCUGUUUUUGGACCUGAAGCUGCUAUUCAAGAAGUUCACGCAGACCCGCUGGGCAGCACCGGUGGAGACCCUGGAGGAAAUCAUUGCCACCGUGGGCAGCAGGCUGCCUGAGUUCUCAGAACUGCAGAACUGUUUCCGGGAGGAACUCAUGGAGGCUGUGCAUCUGCACCUGGUGAAGGAGUACAUCAUCCGUCUCUGCAAGCGGCGCCUGGUCCUCAAGACUGCUGAACAGCAGCAGCAGCUGGCGAAACACAUCGAGGCUAAUGCUGAGGCCAUUCAGAGUUUCUGCACACAGAAUGGCUCCACUGCAACCUGGCUGCACCCUGCCCUCCCUACACUUGCUGAGAUAAUUCGCCUACAAGACCCCAGUGCCAUUAAGAUUGAGGUGGCCACAUAUGCCACCUGGUACCCUGACUUCAGCAAAGGCCACGUGAAUGCCAUCCUGGCCAUCAAGGGGAACCUAUCAAACAGUGAUGUCAAGAGCAUCCGAAAUAUCCUGGACAUCAACACGGGGGUUCAGGAAGCCUCCAGGUCCCUAUUUUCACUUAUAAAGGUUGUUUAGCUUUUGUCACAGUCUAACCUGCUUGUGAGCACCCAGCGAUCACCACCCCAGUUGGGGACAAACGCCCCAGCCGAGGGCAGCCACUGCAACUAGGAACCGUGCAAUGGUGCUGGCUCCAGGGCCCAUCAUGAGCUGCCCACAUUCGGCUGCUGCUUCUGCUCAGCCCUGACUAGAACAGGACCCGGCAUCCAGAAUUGGACAGACCGCUGUCCAGUGGGGCAGGAGGACCUAUGGGCAGCUGACACAUGGGCAUGUAAGAAACUUCUUGGAAAUGAUGGGUGAUCUUGAGUGUCCCGAAGGAGGGCUCCAGGAAUCCUGGGCCACUCCCGGGCCCCUCUACAGUCUGCCUCCUAAUGGUCCUCUUUUAAAAGGUUUUUCUGAGUGAUCCCUUCUAGAUCCCUGGAGCCAGUGGCAAAGCUUCAUUGGCCUUGGUCCUGCUUCCUUCAGCCCCAAGCUGCUGUGAGAUAAACCUGAAGACAGAGAAAGAAGGAAAAAAUGAUCUCUUGUCCACGGCCUGGAAAGGGACUUGUGGGUUCCAUGGUGAGCCAGGCAGAGUCAGCAUCAGAACCACUUGCAUGUGACCUGUGACCUCACAGGCAGCCCCUUGGUGCUCAGCUAGGACCCUCCUCUGUACUCCCCUAGGGCUUCCCUGUGUGUGUGCAGGGGUGGGGUGGGUUGGGGUGGGGGUGUGAGAGGAGCUUUAGCUGAGCCCAGGGCCUCCUGGGAACUCUCAGGUUGAAUCUUCCCCAACACAGGGACAAGCUAAAGGGCUUUCUCUGCGGGCCCUGCCCUCCAAAAUCUGAGUGGAAACAUGGGGCAAGCCCUGUAUUAUUUUCCUGUUGGUACUGUACCAAGUUUCCACAUAUUUAGUGGCUUAGAACCAGACUUUCCUUACAGUUCUGUGAAUCGGAAGUCGGAGACAGGGCUGAAAAUCGAGGUGUGGUCAGGGCCCCAUUGGUUCUGGAGGCCCCAGGGGAAGAAUCAUUUCCUGGCCUUUCCCAGUGUUCAGAAGUACCCAUUUUCCCUGUCUGAGGCCCUUCCACCUUCAGAGCCAGUGAUGGCCACUUAAGUCUGUCACACUACCUCCCUCUUCUGCUCUUAAGGCUCCAGUGACUACAUUGGACACACCUGGAGAACCCGAGCUCUCCCUAUCUGAGGCAGCUAUUAGCAGCCUUAAUUCCAUUUGCAGUUUUAAUUCCCAUUUGUUAUGACACCCAGAAUCAUUGGCCUUGGGCCUCUGUGGGCGGACACCUUUGGGGACCAGUAUUCUGCCCGUUCUGGCCACCAUCCAUCUUCUGCCCCAUGUUCUACAUCUGAGAAACAGGACCUCAGUGUCCCAGCAAGGGCCUGCUACUCCAUAGACCCUGACUCUGCCUAGCCAGGAAAGCCCUUAUCAGCACUGACCCAGCCUCAGUGCCUUGGGGUGAGAGGCUAGGUUUGAAGCCCCUCUUCUGGAUAUACCCCCGUUCCAGGUACUGCCUUACAAAACUGGUCAGAAGCUGGCCAGGGUGAACAAUGCACAAAGGCCUUUGUAUUUCUAUAGCUUGUUUGAUGAUAUUAAUAUUGUUAAUAUUAUUUUUAUAGUGUUGCUUUUGUAUGUGUGUAUUCUGGACAGAAUCCAGGGUUUUUUAAAGAGCUUGAUAUAAAACCGAUUUCCAAAGUG